GUCGCAGCUGUCAGUCGUGUCGUAUCAAAAAUGGCUGCAAUAGUGCGAUUUAAUUUGUUAGGAAAACCGCAAUUUGUUGCGGCUCUGCCGGCCUCUCUGCAGCUGCGCUUGCAGAGCACGCAAGCACCUCCACCAGGCACCCCGCCUCCACAGACAAAAACCAAAUUCGGACCAUUAGCUGAUGAGGAUCGCAUCUUUACCAAUCUCUAUGGACGUCACGAUUGGCGAUUGAAGGGUGCGCAGAAGCGCGGCGAUUGGUACAAGACCAAGGAGAUUGUACUAAAAGGCCCCGAUUGGAUUAUCAACGAGAUCAAGACCUCGGGUCUGCGUGGACGUGGUGGCGCUGGUUUCCCUAGCGGUAUGAAAUGGUCUUUUAUGAAUAAGCCUGGCGAUGGACGUCCCAAGUAUUUGGUGGUCAAUGCUGAUGAGGGCGAACCAGGCACGUGCAAGGAUCGCGAGAUCAUGCGUCAUGAUCCACACAAGCUGGUAGAGGGCUGUCUAAUAGCUGGGCGUGCCAUGGGUGCACAGGCUGCGUAUAUCUACAUACGCGGCGAGUUCUACAAUGAGGCUUCCAACAUGCAAUUGGCCAUUGCCGAAGCCUAUCAGGCUGGCUUAAUCGGCAAGAACGCUUGCGGCAGUGGCUACAACUUUGAUGUAUUCAUGCAUCGCGGCGCUGGUGCCUACAUUUGCGGUGAGGAGACUGCACUGAUUGAGUCCCUAGAGGGAAAACAGGGCAAGCCACGCUUGAAGCCGCCAUUUCCCGCUGAUGUGGGUCUCUUUGGUUGCCCAACCACGGUAACUAAUGUGGAGACAGUUGCGGUGGCGCCAACAAUUUGCCGUCGUGGUGGUACCUGGUUCGCCAGCUUUGGACGUACACGUAACUCUGGCACGAAGCUGUUCAAUAUCUCUGGACAUGUGAACAACCCCUGCACAGUGGAGGAGGAGAUGUCCAUUCCAUUGAAAGAGCUGAUUGAGCGUCACUGUGGCGGCGUCGUUGGUGGCUGGGAUAAUCUACUGGGCGUCAUACCCGGCGGCUCCUCGACACCCAUCAUACCAAGAAAGGUGUGCGAUGAUGUCAUUAUGGAUUUCGAUGGCCUGAUUGCGGCGCAAACAUCGCUGGGCACAGCUGCUAUUAUUGUGAUGGACAAGUCCACGGAUGUGAUCAAGGCUAUUGCGCGAUUGAUUUCGUUCUACAAGCACGAGAGCUGCGGCCAGUGCACGCCCUGCCGCGAGGGCAUUGGCUGGAUGAACAAGAUUAUGACGCGCUUUGUCAAGGGCGAUGCUCAACCCGCCGAGAUUGAUAUGCUGUGGGAGAUAUCCAAACAAAUUGAGGGACACACGAUUUGCGCGUUGGGCGACGGUGCCGCCUGGCCAGUGCAGGGACUCAUUCGUCACUUUAGGCCAGAGAUCGAGAAGCGAAUGCAGCAGCAUGCGCAGCAGACAAAGCGCGCCAGUAAUUAAUUAAUAAUGUUAUAGCUAAUUAUAUUUGAUUUCAUUUAACCGCGCGUCGUUUAUGCAAAUAAA
Drosophila novamexicana is the source of this 1524-nucleotide messenger RNA. RefSeq names its product NADH dehydrogenase [ubiquinone] flavoprotein 1, mitochondrial (gene ND-51). The coding region runs from base 31 to 1461 and encodes 476 amino acids. The record is from RefSeq and is a predicted model, not a curated record. The transcript has 4 exons. Gene Ontology annotation, molecular function: 4 iron, 4 sulfur cluster binding; NADH dehydrogenase (ubiquinone) activity; NAD binding. Lineage: Eukaryota; Metazoa; Arthropoda; Insecta; Diptera; Drosophilidae. Gene Ontology annotation, biological process: mitochondrial electron transport, NADH to ubiquinone.